This is a messenger RNA of Ziziphus jujuba (common jujube), 990 nucleotides long. Its product is annotated as cysteine-rich repeat secretory protein 38. Lineage: Eukaryota; Viridiplantae; Streptophyta; Magnoliopsida; Rosales; Rhamnaceae. The record is from RefSeq and is a predicted model, not a curated record. The transcript is spliced from 4 exons. Bases 1 to 990 code for a protein of 329 amino acids.
AUGCAAUCUUAUUCACUAUAUGCUCUCAUUUUGAUUUUGUUUUUGUGUAUUCAACAACUUUACCAUCUUACUAAAGCUCAACUAGAUGUAGAUGCUCUCUAUAUCAACUGUAAUUCUGCUCUUUUCCCUUCUGGAAGCGUGUAUGGGCACAACUUAAAUCUUACCGUUACAUGGCUUGCCGGCAAUGCUUCUCUAAAUGGCGGAUUUUACAACAUUACUGUGGGACAGAACCUUGAUACUGUUUAUGGCCUUGAACAAUGCACAGCCUAUAUCUCUGUCAACGAUUGUCAAAAUUUUGUAGACAGAGCUGCUAGAAAAAUCAGGGGACUCUGUUCCAACAAGAAGGAGGCCUCCAUAGGCAAUGGAAACUGUUUGAUACACUACUCCAAUAAGCGUUUCUUCUCAACUUUCAAUAGCGGUCGCAGAUAUUCAGAAGCUAAUCAAAACACCGUGACUGAUCCGAUUAUUUGGAAUCGUCAAUUGGCAAACUUGCUGAAGAAUCUUUCAUCAGAUGCUGCCACUGCUCCUGCAAUAUUUGCUCGUGGGACUGCCACUUACAAAGAUUCAGACAAGAUAUAUGCUAUGGUACAGUGUACCAGGGACUUGACAGAAAAGGGCUGCUUAACUUGCCUUGAAGAUGUCAUCGGUUACAUAACUCAGUACUGUGAUGGGAUCACAGGGUGUCGGAUGUAUUCUGAGAGUUGUUUGUUUCGUUAUCAAUCGUAUUCCUUCUUUCUGUCAGCCCCAUCACCUGAAUUAGGACCUUCUCCUCCUCCAUUCCUUGUCUCAAACUCUGCCAUUACCAGAGGUAACAAGAUUACUAAAAAAGCAGUCAUUAUUAUUGCAGCAAUCCUUGUAGUUGUCAGCCUGUUCUUCAUCAGCAACAACAAAAUAAUACCGAUAGUUGGCUGCUGUGUCCAUUUCCCAGAUACAAAUUGCAUUCAAAUAAUAUUCAUGGAGAUGGAAACGGUAGCUUGGAGGUACUUGUGA